AUGCAUUACACAACACAUGUUCUUCUACUUGCCUGCCAGUAUGGGGUUACCAAAAUCGUGGAAUAUCUUUUGAAUGACGUUGUUGGCUGUGAUCCCAAUAUCAAAGAUGACGAUGGACACACACCACUCUUUCUUGCAGGGAACAAGGACGUUAUUCUACUCUUGCUGCAACACGGAGCUACUGCUGAAAAUGCAUAUUCCCAGCAUCGCAAAGCUCUUGGUAAAGUGUUUUCAAAGGAUCCUCUGAAAAAUCCAGUGAAGAUACUUGUUAUCGGUCACGGUGGAGAAGGAAAGAGCACUCUCAUUGAAGCAAUGGAACACGAGCCAACUGCACUCACAUCUCUAGUCAACAUCUUUGUCUCUCCUAAAGAAGUCGAUGGAGUCAGCCAGAAAACAGCCGGAAUCAUCCCUCGAUUAUUCAAGAGCCGUGUCUUUGGAGAUGUGUUGGUCUAUGACUUUGCUGGUCAAGAGGUCUACUACAGCAGUCACGCUGCCAUUAUUAAGACAGCAGUUGAUGCAUGUCGGCCCAUUAUUGUCCUAGUCCUAGGGCUCCAUAAAGAUGACACCUUCACCACUCACUCUGCCUCCUAUUGGUUGGGCAUCAUUGCCAACCAGUGUGCCAAUAUGGAGGGAAAAGCUCCACUCAUUGUGGUAGGUAGCUAUGCUGAUUGCUUAACCGAUAAACGGAAGAUUGCCAAGAAAGAAGAGAUUGUUUUGGAAGCUGUUUCGAGAUAUCCGACCCUGGAUCUGCUGAAGUUUAUUCCCAUGGAUAAUCGCUACUCCAACUCUAGUGGCAUGAAGAUAUUGCGAGCCACUGUCGGCCCUGCUUGCGCCAGCAUUCGAUCAACGUUGGCUGUUUCUUUAAAUGCACACAUGUUUCUGAUUUACCUUGUUGGCAAGGAUGAGAUUGCGUUAUCACUGGAGCAAGUUCAGCAACGAAUAAAAGAGGAAUCCAGUCAAGUUCUCUCCAAGAAGCACAAAGAAGUUGUACCAUUCAUUCCGACAACCAUUCCUCGUCUUGUUGAAAUCUGUGUUCAGCUCAAUGACAAAGGUCACAUCCUCUUCCUACGCAACACCAGCUCACCAGAGAAGAGCUUCAUUGUCCUCAAGAAAGAAGAGCUCUUGGGUAAAGUCAAUGGCACCAUAUUUGCUCCAGAAGAUUUUGAUCAGCACUGUCACCUCUCCACGAGCACUGGUGUUGUACCUUGCUCCAAGCUGGCUGCUCACUUGCCUAACUUGGAUACUGACAUGCUUACUGGAUUUUUGGUUAAUCUCGAGUUUGCUGUGCCCAUUGAAGACCCUGAAGUCCUACGUCUUAUCAAACAGCAUCGAACAGACGCUGGUGAAUCCGUAUCACCUGACGAGAAGUAUCUCUUCUGUCCUGCCCUCAUCCGGUUAGAAGUUGGCACGAAAGUGUUCAAGCAUCGCGAUGACCUCGCUUAUCAUUUUGGUUGGGUUAUGUCGUGCUCUCACAAAAACCAGUUUCUGGACGCUCGAUUUCUACACGUCCUAUUACUUCGAAUAUCUCUUUCAUUGAAGCUGGCUCCAGUAAUUGAUCCUGACGUCCCCUCUCUACAGAGUAAAUGCUCGGUCUGGACGACUGGUGUUUGCUGGAGCACUUCAUAUGGUGUCAAACUGCUAGUGGAGGUCAUUGACAAGAAGAAAGUGGUUGUUUUGAUUCAAGCUCACCAUCUCUCACUGGAUCUCUUCAAGCUGCGCUCUACUGUGAUGAAGAAAGUUGUUGACACCUCCACUGAGUUAUGCUCUACUGUAGUCACUGAGGAGGCCCUCCUUCCUCCUCACAGUGUGACCUACCCUCUGGAAGAUACACACGUCUUUGAUCUCAAGUCCCUCACUGAAAGUAUUAUUGGCCAAGAAAGUUAUGUCGUAUCAGCUAAAGGUGUUGAAAACAUGCCAUUGAGUGAUCUGCUCCAAGCUGAAGUGUACGCUGAUCUCGGUGAGAAUAUUCUACAGCUUCUUUUCAAUCCAGCAGACAAGGAGCUGUCUAAUCGAUUCAUCUCGGCCCUUGCAACUUGUUGGAACAAGAAUCCUCGACUGGCUGAUAUCGUACGCACAGCUAUUACUGAGAAUACCAGCGCUGCAUUUCAGGAGUGCAAUAAUCUCGAUGGUGUUCUAAAAGUCUGGAAAAGCACCGGAGAUUCCAGUGGUGAAGCACUGAGAAGAAUUCUGGAUCCACUUAGUGUGUUUGCUGGACGAAACCCUCUCGAACUGGCUGGUGUUGCUGCUAAGGAGACUAGUGAUGAUCUACUACCAGCCCCCAGACCAACAGCAAACUGUCCAAGCACAGCCUCUCUCCCUGUGGUGGCUGGAGCAGCUCCAACCAUUGAGGACUGGUCAGUGAGUGAGGGGACUAAAGUCAGAGAGGAAGUCACCCAAACCACACACACUGAAGGUGAAUCAGUGGUGAGUGGUCUAACACUGGCUGCUCUAAAGAGGAGGACUGGAGUCAGUGACACACAGCUGGACACUGAGGUCAUAGAACACGACACUCAUAUCCUAGCCGGCUGCUUCGAUAAUCUAGAGAACUAUCUCGACCAGUUACGCUUGACUCCCGGCCAACAAACUGACCUUUAUGAUCUAGCUGUCAAACGAGACAUUCAAACUGCAAUGGCGAAAGCUUUGAAGCUGUGGCGUGCCCCCAACCCUCUUGUUGCCACGUUUCGAGCUCUGUUGAUCAUCUUACUGGAUCUCAAGAGAGGAGACGUGGCUGUUAGGGUGUGUCAGUACAUUGUCGACAGAGUUCCACAAUAAUUAUGGACUCUCAACACUUUCCUAUUAUAGCCUCUGCUCUGUGUUUAGUACCACUCACACAUCCUAUUCUAGUUUCUGCAUGUAUACUCACGUUUUUUUUAUUAUGACAUGCACUUUAUUCACAGAUUUUUAUUAUUCUGAUAUGCACACAGUUUUAGAUUGUUCUGUUUAGUACACACUGACACAAUAUCAUUUAAUUCUGUUCCGGCACACCUUCUAGUUUUUAUAGAACACUAAUUUUACAACACUAUAAUUUUACAGAUUAUUAUUAUUCUGAUUCUAUGUACACACUUUUAUAGUUAAUUAACAUCAUCAUGAUUGUACAAUUUUGAGUGAUAAAAAAGUGA
Halichondria panicea is the source of this 3119-nucleotide messenger RNA. RefSeq lists its product as uncharacterized. Gene Ontology annotation, molecular function: protein binding. Bases 1 to 2772 code for a protein of 923 amino acids. Lineage: Eukaryota; Metazoa; Porifera; Demospongiae; Suberitida; Halichondriidae. The record is from RefSeq and is a predicted model, not a curated record. The transcript is spliced from 5 exons.